GCUGUAUGUAUUGAAAAUUCAUGCAUGGUCAGAGGAAGCAAAGAAGGAAGGAAUGGUUUUAUUCACAUCUUCAGACAGAUCAUCAAUCCAGCAGAAAAAACACUGCAUGAAAUGCUGAGAAAUGAUAAGCGUUUUAGUGUUUUCCUCAGCCUGGUGAAAGCUGCAGAUUUAGAUGAAGUUCUCUCACGACCUGGAGAAUGGACUCUGUUUGUUCCAACUAAUGAUGCCUUUAAAGGUUUGACUGAUGACGAUAAGGAUAUAUUGAUAAGAGACAAGAAUGCUCUCAGGAACAUUCUCCUUUACCACUUGACACAAGGAGUUUUCAUUGGAAGUGGCUUUGAGCCUGGUGUGACAAACAUUCUCAAAACUAUCCAAGGAGGGAAACUCUACUUGAAAACAGUGAAUGAUACUCUUCUGGUUAAUGAACUGAAAUCAAGAGAAUCUGAUCUCAUGGCAACCAAUGGUGUCAUUCAUGUUGUUGAUAAACUCCUAUAUCCAGCAGAUCUGCCUGUUGGAAAUGAUCAGUUGCUCACAAUCCUGAAGAAGUUGAUUAAGUACAUUCAAAUUAAGUUUGUUCGUGACAGCACCUUCAAAGAGAUUCCACUGACGUUUUACA
Messenger RNA from Phaethon lepturus (White-tailed tropicbird), 616 nucleotides. RefSeq names its product periostin-like. Lineage: Eukaryota; Metazoa; Chordata; Aves; Phaethontiformes; Phaethontidae. The transcript is spliced from 6 exons. The record is from RefSeq and is a predicted model, not a curated record. The annotation marks the transcript as partial.